Messenger RNA from Arvicola amphibius (Eurasian water vole), 3466 nucleotides. It is a transcript of the gene Dus3l, whose product is annotated as dihydrouridine synthase 3 like. The record is from RefSeq and is a predicted model, not a curated record. The coding region runs from base 1418 to 3433 and encodes 671 amino acids. The transcript has 12 exons. NCBI's taxonomy places the organism in Eukaryota, Metazoa, Chordata, Mammalia, Rodentia, Cricetidae. Gene Ontology annotation, molecular function: metal ion binding; tRNA dihydrouridine synthase activity; RNA binding. Gene Ontology annotation, biological process: tRNA processing.
UUGGGGUUGCCGUGGGAUAGAAAGUGAGCCUUUGUCAUAAGACAGGCACGGAUCAGGAAUUCAAGGUCAUUUUCAGCCACAGGUAGAGGCUAGCAUUGGCUACGUGAGACCGUACCUCAAAAAAAAAAAAAAUGAAAAGAAAAACAUUGAGGCUAAACAGGAAGAAUAGGAGAGACAGGCAGAGAGGAAGGUGGAAGGACGCAGCAGCUGGGACGGAGUCUUCCCUGCGCCCACUUGGUGCCUCAGUCUCCCUCCUGAACACCUUGUUUCCCGGUGUGAGCCGAGUUCAGGCCUGGGCACGGCUUGCCACAGCUCCGGGGGAUUAUCUGGAUCCCACUGUUCAGGGAGCACGGAUUCCCCAAAGGCGACGCCGGGGUGCCCCUGGGUGUGGAAACUGCCAGGGAGAAAGGGGCGGGUGUGCGGUGUCCCUGGAGGAGGGAACACCGUAAGCGAGGAGUGGCGAUGGCGGCUCGGGCCAGGGUAGGAAAUCGAGGCCCGGUACGCGGUAAGCGCUAGCCGUUGGCGGCGUCACCGCGGUUAACGUCGGUACCGUACCGCGACCGCGGGCUGCCUUGCGCGGAAGGAGGGGUCGCCCUCUGCGGGCCUCAGUUUCCCCACUGUGUCCUCGUCGCAAUCCAAGGGACACAAGGAGCCCCAAUCUUUCCACGCACAUCGUGUUAUUCCCACGUCGUCCUGCAGGGAGAGGCAGAGAGUAACAGGCCACCACCGAGGUCUCAGGCUUAUUAAUGCCUUUCUCUCUCUGAGCCCGUUUCCUUUGUGUCUGUUUCGUGAGUUGAGGGCCAGCCUGGGCUAGAGUGAGACCCCAUGACUCCAAGAAUUAAAUGAAUAUACCUAUUGAUGUGUUGGGCUUGGCUUCGGUUUUUGAGACGUGUAGCUCAGGCUGGUCUCGAACACUACCGAGCCCGGGAUGACCUUUGAACUCCCGAUCCUACUGCCUCCACCCCCCCCAAGUAUCCGGAUGGGGGGCGGGCACAGGGCCUCGUGCACAGUGGGCUCCAUCCCGAGAUCAGUGGGGAGGAGCGCCUGCUGCAGCCCGCGCGGGAGAGCUGAGAAGCCCACCAUACACACGUGACACAGGGGAGAAAGGAAAUGUCCCUUUCGAAAGGCGACAGCCCGUCUUUACUCCCAACACUCCGGGGACAGAGGCAGGAGGAUAUCUGUGAGUUCGAGGUCCACCCGUGACCGGCGUACGAACCCCCCGGGAACCCUCGGGCACUUCCGGUUCCUGCGCGAGCCAACGAAGGAAGGCCCCGCCCCCUGGAACGGACGUGCGCACGCGCCCCUUCGCGCCAUUGGUGCGGUCUGAGCAGGCGCACUCCGCUCGGUAGGCUUUGGCGGACACCCGCGACCCGGAAGACUUUCGUGCCACACUCCAGAGCUGCCGUAAGGGGCGUCGAUGGCGGAGGAUGCAGAAGCGGCAGCCGAGAGAGGUGGUGGCGGUGACUCCGGAGUUGGCGCGUGCGAACGGGGCGUAGCGCCCAUUAAAGCUCAGUACCGCACCACCAAGGAACAGUUCCACCAAUACCUGGACGCAGACAGGCCAGAGGGUGUGUGUCAGGAAACGCCCACCGGAGACACUGAUGGCAGUGACUCGGCCGAGCCCAAGGCCAAGAGGAUACGCCUGGAAGAUGGGCAGGAGAACGGGAAGACAGAGGAGGCAGCUGAGCCUCCCGAGCAACGACAGGUGCCCAAGAGGGCCCGAGGCCAAAACAAAAGCCGGCCGCACGUGAAGCCAACGCACUAUGACAAGGAACGGCUUUGCCCGUCUCUCCUCCAGGAGUCGGCCACAUGUGCAUUUGGUGACCGGUGCCGCUUCCUGCAUGAUGUAGGGCGCUACCUGGAGACCAAGCCAGCAGACUUGGGCCCCCGCUGUGUGCUCUUCGACACCUUCGGCCGGUGCCCUUACAGUGUGACCUGUCGCUUUGCCAGGGCCCACCUUGGGCCUGAGGGCCAGAACCUGGUGCAAGAGGAGGUAGUGGCUCGCUGUGCGGACCUCCCUCCAGUGCGCAAUGGCCUCAACAGAGCCCUGCAGCAGCAGCUUAGGAAGCGCCAAGUGUGCUUUGAGCGGGCUGAGCAGGCCCUGCGCCACCUCACCCAGGGCCCUAUGCCCAUGGCCAUCCCUGAGACCUCUGUAGCCACGGUUACCCCGGAGCAGAACAGUUGCCAUGCCCAGCUAGACACUACAGGAGGGGCCAGCACCCCGCAUGGCAGCCCUGUGUCCACCUGUGGCCCCUUGACGGACGAGGACGUCAUUCGGCUGCGACCCUGUGAGAAGAAGCGGCUGGACAUUAGCGGGAAGCUGUACCUUGCUCCGCUCACCACGUGUGGGAACCUACCCUUUCGCCGCAUCUGCAAGCGCUUCGGUGCGGAUGUGACCUGCGGUGAGAUGGCCGUGUGCACGAACCUCUUGCAGGGACAGAUGUCCGAGUGGGCCUUGCUCAAGCGCCACCCCUGUGAGGACAUCUUUGGAGUGCAACUGGAGGGCGCCUUCCCUGACACCAUGACCAAAUGUGCUGAGCUCCUGAACCGCACCAUUGACGUGGACUUUGUGGAUAUCAAUGUGGGCUGCCCCAUCGACCUUGUCUACAAGAAGGGUGGCGGCUGUGCACUCAUGAAUCGCUCAGCCAAGUUCCAGCAGAUUGUGCGGGGCGUGAAUGAGGUGCUGGAUGUGCCUUUGACUGUGAAGAUGCGCACAGGUGUCCAGGAGCGUGUGAGCCUAGCGCACCGUCUGCUGCCUGAGCUGCGGGACUGGGGUGUUGCGUUGGUCACGCUCCAUGGCCGCUCCCGAGAGCAGCGCUACACCAGGCUGGCUGACUGGCCCUACAUCGAGCAGUGCGCCAAGGUGGCCAGCCCCAUGCCCCUGUUCGGAAAUGGAGAUAUUCUUUCGUUCGAGGACGCCAACUGUGCAAUGCAGACAGGGGUCGCAGGGGUCAUGAUCGCCCGUGGUGCCUUGCUCAAGCCCUGGCUGUUCACGGAGAUCAAGGAACAGAGGCACUGGGACAUCUCGUCCUCUGAGCGCCUGGACAUCCUGAGGGACUUUACACACUAUGGUCUGGAACACUGGGGCUCCGACACACAAGGAGUGGAGCGGACCCGGCGCUUCCUUCUUGAGUGGCUCUCCUUCCUUUGCAGGUAUGUGCCCGUGGGCCUACUGGAGCGACUCCCACAGAGGAUCAAUGAGAGGCCACCCUACUACCUAGGCCGUGACCACCUGGAGACACUCAUGGCCAGCCAACAGGCCGCAGACUGGAUUCGCAUCAGGUACCCACCAGCCAGGGUUCUGCUGGGUGAUGCUCGGAGGUCCAGGACUGACCUGCCUGUCUGUCACCCUCCUCACAGUGAGAUGCUGCUUGGACCAGUCCCGCCUGGCUUCGCCUUCCUGCCCAAACACAAAGCCAAUGCCUACAAGUAGCCAACUGAGACAAUAAAUUUUAUUCUUCUACAA